Messenger RNA from Nomia melanderi (Alkali bee), 1613 nucleotides. RefSeq names its product eukaryotic translation initiation factor 3 subunit M (gene eIF3m). The record is from RefSeq and is a predicted model, not a curated record. Lineage: Eukaryota; Metazoa; Arthropoda; Insecta; Hymenoptera; Halictidae. Gene Ontology annotation, biological process: cytoplasmic translational initiation. Gene Ontology annotation, cellular component: eukaryotic translation initiation factor 3 complex; cytoplasm. Gene Ontology annotation, molecular function: translation initiation factor activity.
CUUAUUCUAAUUCCUAUCAUUUAUAGCUCUGCCAUGCAAACCCAGUGUAAGUCGAUAUGACAAAGCGUGAAAUGAAAGUGGUAAGAACGUCCUGUGAUUCCCGAGAGCGUAUGACAAAAUUGUACAUUGCAUGUCAGGUCUAUCCUAUACCUCGUCUGUAAUAUCACUGAAACCAAUAGUUUCCUUUUACGUAGUUGGUAGACUUGCGAAGCUAAUAACAUAUAUUGCUCAGUUCACUCAGUCUUUACUAUAAAAAUUCGGCCUGCCAAAACGUGCUAAUAGGUAUCAAGAUGCAGGUUCCACCAAUUUUUAUGGAAUUACCCCUAGAAGAUCAGGCGCAAGAGCUACGGGUGUAUUUCAAAAGCUUAGGUGCUGAAAUCAGUGAAGAAAAAUCUCCCAAAGGUAUUGAAGAUGAUUUACACAAAAUUAUUGGUGUAUGCGAAGCUUGCUUUAAGGAGGGAAACGAAACUGAAAUAGAAACUGUUUUGAAUGACAUUGUAUCUAUUAUGAUAGUAAUUCCUACAGAACGAGCAGAAAAUUUAAUAUUAGCAUUUUGUGAAAAAUUAACGAAAGCACCUGGUCAUAAACUUGGUUUAGUAUGUUUAAAAGCAUUAUGGCUAUUAUUUCAAUCUCUUCCUGAUGAAUCUCCAAUGAGGUAUCAUGUUUAUUAUCAUAUAGUUCAAAUUGCUCGUAAUGUUGAUCAAGUAAAAGCAGUAUAUGGUGGAAUUCAGCAGUUAAAGCAACAAUUUGCAUCUUUUCCACCAUCUAAUGAGCAAAUGCAAAAAUUACUUAGAUUAUUACAUGAAGUACUUUUAAGGUGCAAACAGGGAGAACAGGCUGCUGCAGUUAUGGUAGAACUUUUAGGCACCUAUACAGCAGAAAAUGCAUCUGCAGCUAGAGAAGAUGCACAACGUUGUAUUUUAGCUGCAUUAGCUGAUCCCAAUUCAUUUUUACUUGAUCCACUAUUAGCAUUGAAACCUGUAAAAUUUUUAGAAGGAGAACUCAUUCAUGACUUACUUCUUGUAUUUGUGAAAGAUAAAUUACCUGGAUAUUUACAUUUUUAUCAACACCACAAGGACUUUGUAGAGCAUCAUCUUGGAUUAAAUCAUGAACAAAAUAUGAAGAAAAUGAGAUUAUUAACAUUUAUGCAACUGGCAGAAACAAAUCCUGAAAUGUCUUUUGAUACAAUUCAAGAGGAAUUACAAAUUAAUGAAGACGAAGUAGAAAGUUUCAUUAUUGAUGUAUUGAAAACGAAACUUGUUAGAGCGCGUAUGGAUCAAGCCGGUCGUAAAGUACUUAUUUCAAGUACUAUGCAUAGAACAUUUGGUCGACCACAAUGGAUGCAGUUGCGAGAUUUACUUGCAGCCUGGAAAUCAAAUUUAACUGCUGUGCAAGAGGGUAUGAAAACUGUAGCUGGUGCACAAAUGGAACUUGCUACAAAAAAUAAACCUGUAAUAAACCAUUGAUACCUUCACAUCUUUCACUGUAUAUGAAAUUUAUGAAUAACAUAUACACAUAUUAAUUGGAAACUAAAAUUAAUUUUUCUAAUUAAUUCAGAAUUUUAAUUGAAUAAAUAAAUAUAUCGUGUAACUACAGUAUUAUGUUUGUAAUUA